UGUUUAAGUUCUGAGUGAUUAUGAUGCAAGCUCAUUGUUGUCGGUUAUAACUAAAUAUACCGCUAGUGAAGGUGGGUAACUUUGCACACAGAUACUAGAUACCUUGCGCUAUGACGGCGGUGAGUGCACGUCUGACAGUCGUUUGCGGAAGUAGAAUGAGUGCAGCGGUGCAACAGUGAUGAGCUUGACUAACUGUAUAAAAACCUAUAAAAUUGUCCGUAUUAAAAAAAGCCGUACUAAAAAAUUGCUAAGUAGUUCAUAAUAGUAAAUGCAAAAGAGGCGAGCAAAUAGACAGACUCGACAAGGCGAGCAAUUGUUGGUAGGCGGAAUAGAGCUAGUACAACGAAAUUGCAACAUUCUCACAAAUAAGGCGAGUAAUAAGUGCAACAACAAAUACGACAGCAACUGAUUGUGACUGACAAUUGUUUAUCAACACAACAAAAGGUGCUUAUUUGCAUGCUUAAGCAGAGCCAGUGCCCAACAGAUUCCAUUAAGUGCUGUUUUUUUCAACGUGUUUAAACAAAUUUCUAAUUCAGCGAGUGCAUGAAAAGCGGUCGAUAAAUUAGCAGCGUAACUGUGGAAAAUUUAAAUAUUUAAGUGCUGCUAAUAGAGCCGAACAACAACAAAAGUAAGAGCGUAAAUAAGUUUAGCGAAAAUUCGUAGCAGUGACUUUGAGUAGCUUUAGGGACGCCGCGCAAUACGCUCCCUCAGCAUGCCGCUACGCGCUUGUAGGCCAAGCGUUUGACUCACAGUCAACGGCGAACGCACGACGCUUGCGACGCUAGCGCAGCUAAGCUCAGUACAUUUCAUAACAUUACGCUUCAGUUUGGUUCAGUUCAGCUCAGCUAUGCUUGGUGCGCGCUACACUCGUGUGCGUUUCAAGCUCACGCGCGCUUGUCAAACGGUUAGCCUAGUUCAAUGGCUUAGUGCUUAGAUAACGUUUUCGUAGAAUAAAAAAAUAAGUCUCAGAAUCGAGGUGUUGGGAACACCACACUACUUUACGCUAUUUUUGGACUGCGCGCUAUCGUCUCAGUGUUCUAAUCAGCUCCAACGGCGUGUCAAUGUUCGCGCCGUGCAAAGCGCCUUGGUGUCGCCUCGCCAUUUGGCUAAUAGUCGGUGUUAUUGUGUUGCUGCUGCUAAUGGUGCUCAUCGCUCUGACCAUCUUCGGCAGUCAUCCGUGCGCAGGCGCUCUAGAUGGCUGCGACGCAUUCAAAGCGAUUUGCGCUUCGUAUAACGGUGAUCAUCAGUUCUUCUACAGCCACUGUGAUAUGCUGCGGGAGAAUUGCCUAACCGGCAGCGAUUGGCAACGCGAUCACUACAAUCACUGCAAUGUAAAUCAUUAGUUGAAAAGGAGUGUUCGAUUCAUGUAGCAAUAAGUUGAGUAGUAGUUAACUGAACUUUAUUAAUUGAUAAUCAUAACAAAAUACCAAUGUGCUCAUUCCAAAGACUACAGUUUGUUUAAGCGAUAAUAUUUAAAAAUUUUAUUUAUAUUAUAGUUCGAUAUAUUAUUUAAAUAUAUUAUAGUUUGAUAUUUUAUUAUUAUAUUAUAGAAGUAUAGUUAUUAUAACAAAAAAUGUAUGUUAAUUAAUAAAUAUUGUUUUUGAUUUGGAAACAUAAAGUAUUUAUAAUGAAUUCGUUAUAUAUUUUUUAAUAUAAAUUAUAUUUUUUAAUUAAAACUAUAACUACGUUAACUUUGAAAGUAUAAGCACAAUUUUUAAAAUAUUAGACGCCGAGGUAUGAUGUACCGCAAUUUACCAUUGAAGGGUUAAGGGAUUAGGUAGUUUUCGAUCAAGGAGUUUCUUCGACCAUCGAAAUGCGAGGUCUGGAGCCUAGUGAAACUUGGAUUUUGACACCAUCAAUUUUAGAAGCAUUAGGGCAAAAUAUUGAUAGAUCUGCAAGUAUAGCAGAUUAUUUGUGACAAAACGGCAUAGAAUAUUAUGUUUAAGGAAGAUCUUCACUGUAGAUCUAACUACAAACCAUGCGAAUCAAUGCGGCGUCCUCUCCCAGAAACGCUACGAACUUUUCAGCUCGACUCGUAUAUACCAAGAUAUUGAAAUACGAACAAAUGUUUGCAUUUUAGAAAAUGAUGAGAAAUUUUAUUUUUCAAGUAUUAUUUAUUAUCUAACAUGACAUGACGACACAACCUUGUCAUGAGCAAUAUUAGUGCAAUAAUAUUAAAUUCAUGAAUUAAAAGUUUCCUAAAUGACUCAUUUAUAAAAAGAACGCCUCAUAUUGCAUUUAACAUGUUUGCUGUAAUAAGAGCUUCGAGUGAGCAACCGUAAGAGGACAAUCACCUGGCGAUUGCGACAGUGCGUCACUACAUUAUCUAGACCUUGAAGAGAGCGCAAAACAUUACUGUACUUAGUGACGUGUGUAAACAGUUGCUGUGCCGCUUUAAAUGAAUGAAACGCUGAAUGAACGGCGUUCAAGCGCGUAUUUACUGUUUACUACGAGCGCACUGAGUCGCUUGCGUAUUACUUCUUUCUCCGCUUUUUCGCACUAUUUUUAACGAGCGGAGCACGCUUUUACAAUAUAAAUUUUAUUAUAUAAUACACUUAUGUUACUUGCAUAUUUAAGUCUGCUGCUCGGAUAGAAAGCAUAAGCAAUAAAACGUGACAAAUUGGUGGCUAAAUUAUAAUUACCGCUAUGUUGCUUUAAUUUCGAUAUGCCAAAAAAACAGUCGCUAGUUAAACAAUUGUUAAUUUCAAUGUUUGUAUGUUUUCUCUUACGCUGAGUUUAGUUAUUGCUUGUAAUGGAACAUUUUGCAAUUUAAAAGCCAGUUAAAGUAUUAAAUUUGUUCACUUAUCAUUAUGUACAUUUGUACUUCAUUCGUUGACACUUGUUUAUUGACAACUUAUAAGAAAGCUUUGUUUAAAUUUGUAUUAUGUCCAAGUACAUUUACUUUGCUUUAGUCUUUUUGCUGCCGCAUAAAGAAAAAGCUGUGCAAAUAUUGCGCUGAAGUUUCAUUCAAGUUUAUAAAGAAAAGCUUGAAAUAUUAUA
Messenger RNA from Bactrocera oleae (olive fruit fly), 3000 nucleotides. RefSeq lists its product as uncharacterized. The record is from RefSeq and is a predicted model, not a curated record. NCBI's taxonomy places the organism in Eukaryota, Metazoa, Arthropoda, Insecta, Diptera, Tephritidae.